GUUUUUGACCUAAACAGUUGCCCGUGAAGGUCUCUAAAAGCACAAUUUUCAAAGCCCAAAAAAUUAUUUUUUUAAAACCUUUCAAAAACUUUUUCUGAUGUGCUAGAAUCGAUUUUUUUUGUAUGGUUCGAUUUGCCAGAAGCUCCUCUUUAAAAGUGUACGAGCAGUUUUUCAAAAUUGUUUUCCUUCCUGGAGAAAAGUGAAUUUUACCUAUAACUAUGCGAAAACCUAAAAACCGUUUUCAGGAUUUUUGGAAGUUUCGCCAAUAAUACAAUGGAGACAACACCAAGUAGGUUAUAAACGAUGCGGAAUUUGAUGGAGACACAACGGAAAUCUCCAGGUGGUUUCUAAAGGGAUUUUGAAGGGAUUUUUACGUAUCUACAUGGGAGAAAUGAUUCAUGGGUGAGCUUUUUAGGUGAGGUUUGCUAUUCUCAAGGGUGUGGGUGUGCGCGUUUGUGGGCUUGGGUAUGGUUGUAGGUUCAAAAAGUCUAUAUCUAUGCUAACAAUCACAGCCACAGCGACACCAAAACCACUUAAAUAUUCAUUUAGUUGUGGCAGCAUUCAUACAGAGAAGAAAAUCAGAAAAAAUUCUAAUUUUCUUAUGAAUAGCACACCUCACUUAAAAAAAUACACUCAUGAGCCAUUCCUCCCAUGUAGAUGAGUGAAAAUCCACGAGAACCCUUCAAAAACUCUCUAGAAAUCACCUGGAGAUUUCCGUAGUGUCUCCAUCGAAUUCCCCACCGUUUUUAACCUACUAGAUGUUCUCCAUUGUAUUAUUGGCGAAACUUCCAAAAAUCCUGAAAACGGAUUAUUAGGUUUUCGUAUAGUUUUAGGUGAAACUCAAUUGUUUCCACGAAGCAAAGCAAUUUCGAAAAACUACUCGUAUAAUUUUGAAGAGGAUAGUCUGACGAAUCGAACUAUGCAAAGAUAUCAAUUCAAGCACAUCAGAAAAAGAUUUUGAAAGGUUUUAAAAAAAUAAUUUUUGGGCUUUGAAAAUUUUGCUUUUAGAGACCUUCACGGGCAACUGUUUAGAUCAAAAACAAAUUUUAAAGAUAUUUUCUGAUUCAGUUUUUAAAGCUGAACAAGAGUGUGUCCUUUUCGAAUAUCUAAGUAGAUUCUAAAGUCCACAAAUUCAAUUUUACAAAAACCAUGGGAAAAACAAGUUUUUUGAAAACCUGAAUUUUUUUUUUGAUUUUUUGAACUGAAGGAAGCUUUGAAAUAACUUGAAAAGCAUAUAUUCGUGAUCAGCGUAAAAUUCUGUAGCAGAUGAUGUGUGAAAGACGUAAAUUCAUAAUUUCACUUGAAGUUCGUCUUGCGCGAACCUUAGUUUGUCAUUCUUGAUUUCUAGUGAUUUCCAAUGAUUUCUAGUGGUUUCUAGUGGUUUCCAAUGAUUUUUAGUGAUUUUUAGUAUCAGAAAUAGCAAGAAAAAGGUUGAUUUCUCAUAUCAGAAAUCACUGGAAAUCACUAGAAAUCACUGGAAAUCACUAGAACUGACUAGAAAUCAAGAAAUCAAGAAAUCAGUUUUUUCCCCUUGACAUAGACACAAAAAUCGGUGUAUUAGGGAGGAAAUACAGUUUUUACGUAGAUAAAACGAUUGCCUAUUGUUGUUAGCAUCGACGUCAACAUAUCCAGGAACAACAACAACAUAUCCAGGAACAACAACCACAUAUCCAGGAACAACAACCACAUAUCCAGGAACAACAACAUAUCCAGGAACAACAACAACAUAUCCAGGAACAACAACAACAUAUCCAGGAAUAGCAACAACAACUACAUAUCCAGGAACAACAACAACAUAUCCAGAGAUGACACAAUAUCCAGAUUGGGAAACAACAGGAUUUCCAGAAAAUUCGGUUAUCUCUAAUUAUUCAAGUGCUUUAACAUUUAGUAGCGAACGCUACUCGAACCAAAACAAAUACUAUGAAGCGAUAGAAGUCAUCGUUUACAUCACAGGCAGUUACAGUUUCACUAGUAUAAGUGAUAUGGACACUUUUGGCUAUCUGUACACCGGUCAAUUUAAUCCAUCGAAUCAAAAUCUGAACUUGCUAACACAAAAUGAUGACUAUUCUACUAGUAAUCAGUUCAGACUGAUAGCUUAUUUAGAGGCUGGUGUUACAUAUACAUUAGUUGUUACAACUUUCGGCUCGGAUGUAAGGGGUGCAU
Messenger RNA from Rotaria socialis, 2163 nucleotides. Lineage: Eukaryota; Metazoa; Rotifera; Eurotatoria; Philodinida; Philodinidae. The record is from the annotation of a GenBank genome assembly.